This is a messenger RNA of Rotaria sordida, 936 nucleotides long. The record is from the annotation of a GenBank genome assembly. NCBI's taxonomy places the organism in Eukaryota, Metazoa, Rotifera, Eurotatoria, Philodinida, Philodinidae.
AUGGGUGAUCGAUCUGUUGGAAAAACUAAUCUUCUGCAACGUUUCACUCAUGACCAAUUUUUUUCCGACACUAAGCCAGCGAUUCGGUUUGCUUGUAUCGAUCGCUUGGAUAUUACUGUUCCGGUCUAUGAUACAGCAGGAGUAGAACGUUAUAGAGUGAUUAACACAGCCUACUAUCGUGGCAGUCAAGGUGUUUUGGUGAUUUUCGAUUUGACUAAUCCUAUAUCAUUCAAUAAUGUUGGUCAAUGGAUCAAUGAAGUUCGUGAAUUUGCAUCAGUUAAUGUGCCUAUCGUUUUAGUCGGUAACAAAUCCGAUUUAGUAGCUCAACACCGAAUAACAUUUGAACAAGCUACUACAUUUGCCAAACAAUUCAAACUACCCUAUAUGGAAACAUCAACACUCAAUUCAUCUAAUGUUGAACAAGUAUUUGUUUCUCUUGCGACUCGUAUUUUACAUGAGAAAACGCCCAAAUCGAUAGACACUCCGUCAUCAGAGUCUAUUCCCAGAAUUUCCAAACCUAUGUGUCACACAUGUGCACCAAAACAAAUGAUAGCGAUUACUUCAUGUCACGGAUGUGCUCUCAAUUUUUGUCGUAAACAUUUUGAUGAGCAUCGAGAAAAACUCGAUCACGAUUUUGACAAUAUCAUUAAUCGACGCGAUGGAAUUCUACAUCAUUUUCAAGCCAGCGUGUAUCAUUCAUUGAAUCCACUUGAUAAUGAUAAUGUACAAGUUUUAUUAAAACAAAUAGAUGAAUGGCAGGCAAAAACAAUUGAGGCCUGUUAUCGAGUAGCUGAUAACGCUCGAAUGAAAAUUGAAAAACUGUUCAAGGAAGUAAAAACAAAUGAUCAUAUUAACAAACAAGUUAAUGAAUUAAGCAAGGAACUAAAAGAACAACAGGACUUAGAGAACUUUAUUGAAACUGAUCUUGAGAGAUAG